GAAAUAAAUAAACAGAUUUUACGAAUGACUUUCAAUUUUCUAGAUUCUGAUUAAUUAUAAAACAUGACUGCUAAAAAUUACGUUCUCGAUAACGACAAGUACUGUCUUUAUUCAAAGUGCCAAAAAGGGUGUUUUCGAAAUUGAAAUUCAAAGAAUGUCGGAAUUAACUGAAGAUUCGAGAUCCCAAUAUGACGAAACGGAAUCUCAGGCAACAACGAAUGCAACGGAGAACACUGAAAAUCCAGUGGUCGAAGAGGAGCCCGCAAGCGAGCCACAAGAGUCUGAAGAACCAUCUCAAGCUCCGGAAGAAGACGAACAACAAGAAAUCAAAGAAGAGGAGACUGAAAGGUCAGCUGAAGGAGAUGGAAAUGCUGAAAAAGUGACUGUUGGAACUGAAGAUAAGCCUCUUGAAACUGACGGUGAAGGCACCAUAACAACAGUAGAUACUUUAGUGGAUGGUACGGAAUCCGAAGAUGUGGAUUUCACAAAUAAAAUCACACAAGAAAUUGACGAAGCUGAUGAAGUUCAAGGCGGAGAACCUGAUGCAACGAAAGCUGCUGAAGACGAGAAGCAGGAAGGCGACCAAGAAGUACCAGAUGAAGAAGAGAAGAAAAAAGAGAAAAUGACUGAAGGCGAAAGAAUGCUGGCAGAAAUCGAUACUUCAAAAGUGAUCGAAGAAACCGAUACAGAAAUAGAUUAUCAACGUCAGUUGGAAGAUGUAGAGGAUCUGUCCCAUAUAAACCUACAAGCAGAGGACUUACCUGAAAUUAGGGGUUUGGCGGCUUUGGAGUACGAAUCUCCUGAUGAUUCACAGAAGGAAGUUACCUUCGAUGAUAUCUAUCUAACGAAACGAAAAAGUGUGAGACCAUCUGUGGCUGUUAAGCUGCUGGCCGAAGAAGAAGCAGCCGAAAAGAGAAGAAAGUUGAGGAAAGAGAUGGCGAAAGGAAAGAAAAUCGUAGAAGAAGAAGAAAUCAUAGUCGAAGAAGUUCUGCACACUAGAGAAGAAUUAUACGCCAUUCAUGAACAACUGACAGCGGACAUUUCCUACAUAAGAAUGAAAAAUAAAUUCCUUCAACGCAAAAUGGCGGAUUUCUUCAAGAAGCGCAAGAUGGAGCACGUCCUUAAAGAGGAGGCCGAGAUACACGCGGAUCACAUUCAGAAGUACGAGAAGAAACUGGAUCGACUGGCGGAUCUGCUCCAAGUGUAUAACGCCGAGACUGCCAAGAUCGGUAAGGAGAUCGAGCUUCUGGAGAACGAGAGAGACGAGAAGUAUGCGGAGAGAAACAGCCUUUGUCAGAAGGGGGUCAGCAGGGAGAGGGAGAUCGGAAUCGGUCUCAUCAGUACGAAGACUGGAAAGGAGAUCCCUGAUAAGGUUGUUGAGCAGCUUAUCAGGAGACAAAUAAAUGCUGCGAGGCAGAUCUCUGAUCUAAGACUUAGAUACAUCGCAAAGAGAGAUGAACUAGCAGAGAAGACUGCGGAAUUGAAGGCUCUGGAUAACAUAGGAGACGAUCUGUCGCUCAUGGAUUACGAACAGCUCAAGAUCGAAAAUAGGGCACAUUCCGAUAAGUUGGAGGAGAAAGAAGAAGAGCUCACCAAGUUGCGAAUCAAAUGCAGAAACGCCGUACAAAUAAUGGCACAUGUCAGGGAGAAAUCUGCAGCCUUAGAUGCCGAUAUGGAUGUCCUCAAAGAGGAAUUCGAGGAAGUACACUACCAAUACAUAGAGAUUCGCGAACGUUUGAACUUCUACAAAACGGAAAGGGACGUCAUAAGAAACAAAACGAUGAAAUUGAAAGAGGAAUCCGGCUUGCUCACGAAGCCAAAAUUACUGCAGGACAUGGAGACGUCCAUGCAGGAGGCGACGCUUUACGAAAAAACUCUGGAGAAGGUGAAACAAGAGUAUAACGAAAAAACGCAACAAAUUCGAAAUUUAAGGAAGAACAUCGCCUACGAAAUGGUGAUGAGCAAAAAGCAACACAGGGAGAGGAAGAAAAAGAUGCCGCCCGCCAAAUUCUUCAAAGUGAGGCCCACCCUCAUCGUUCCAAAAUUGCCAGAGAGUUUCUUGGAUAAGUUGGCCUCAACCUCCAAGAAAAAAGAGGGAAAUGACGAGUGAACACAUAUUUUACAUUGCGUGAAUAUUUCCUUGUUUAUACUGUCGUUUUCUUGAUGUCGAAUAAACGAUUUAGCCUCCAACGAAUAACUGACUAUAAAUCCGAUUAAAUCUGUAUUCGAUUAUUGGUAAAAUGGAGCAAAAUCAUUCGUUCCUAAGUCUUGGAAGAAAUCGACUCGUAAAACAAACCGAUUCGAUAAAGAAACAAAAGAUUAAGCACCCAAGAUUCCGCACACUUGAUUUUACAUUUUUUCUCGAUAUGAGACAUCUGAAAAAAUAUUUAUCCAGACUAUUUAUCAGUUGAAACGGGGCAUUAUAGAACGCAUUUUUUCGCCUACACAAAGGAAUGCAGAUAAAAUAUUAUCUAAUGGGGUUAUUAAACUCAUUUCAAACAGGCAUUCCUCGUAAAAUGUUGGUCCGAAGUUUUGCGCGAACUUUUUUGUGCUUGGUUUUUCUUCUCGUAAGUUGCGAGUGCAGAAUUCCCUUCUUUUUCAGGAUAAAUUAUUGCAGCACCAAACAAUGUGAGAUAGUGGGUAGCUCCAUCAACCGUCAUUUAAACCAGUCAGUAGAUCCUUGCGUAAAUUUCUACCGAUUUUCAUGCGAUGGUUGGAUCUCAAAUACUAAAAAACCAGAUUCAGAACCAGUUUGGUCGAAUUGGCAAAUACUCUCUCACAA
Messenger RNA from Coccinella septempunctata (seven-spotted ladybird), 2782 nucleotides. Its product is annotated as neprilysin-1-like. The record is from RefSeq and is a predicted model, not a curated record. Bases 155 to 2110 code for a protein of 651 amino acids. Gene Ontology annotation, cellular component: plasma membrane; ciliary basal body; axoneme. Gene Ontology annotation, molecular function: metalloendopeptidase activity. NCBI's taxonomy places the organism in Eukaryota, Metazoa, Arthropoda, Insecta, Coleoptera, Coccinellidae. The transcript is spliced from 13 exons. Gene Ontology annotation, biological process: cilium assembly; protein processing.